AUGUUGCAGAAGGCCACUGUGCGGCCUACAGUCCUCAGGAACUACGUGGAUGAUUCCCUGAAGCAAAAAGAUUAUUUUGGUUUCAAGAAAAUGAUUACAGUCGAUGAUAUGUUUCACGCACGCGUACAUUAUGGCCACAAGGUUGGGACAGUUCAUGACAAAAUGAAGUGGUCACUGUUUGGCGAACGACUGGGCGUUUGUAUUUUUGAUUUGCAAAAAACUCGUGACUGCUUAAUCAGGGCAUUGAACUUUGCUGCGCACAUGGCGAUGCGUGGUGGCAUGUUCUUAUUCAUCACGUCAGACAGAAAUAACAUGCUAAUGGUUGAAAAGAAAGCGAUGGAAGUGGGUGAGUUCGUGCACGUCCGACGGUGGCAAGUGGACACGUUGCUUAAUGCACAGGACUUGUUUGGAGCACCAGUUCGCUUGCCGGAUACCAUCAUACUUCUCUCUACGUUGACCUCGGUAUUGGAAACACAUCCAGCAGUGCGGGAAGCGGCAAAAUUGGUCAUACCAACAAUUGCCAUUGUAGAUUCAAACGCAGACCCAACGUACAUCACGUAUCCUGUGCCCGGGAAUGAUGAUUCAACGUCAAGUGUGCAGUAUUUCAUGAAUUCCUUCACAAAUGCUAUCAAGAUUGGUAAGGAAGCACGGCAAACGUUAAUUGGCGAUGCUUGA
Messenger RNA from Gongylonema pulchrum, 675 nucleotides. Lineage: Eukaryota; Metazoa; Nematoda; Chromadorea; Rhabditida; Gongylonematidae. The record is from the annotation of a GenBank genome assembly.